This is a messenger RNA of Hansenula ciferrii, 1950 nucleotides long. RefSeq names its product exodeoxyribonuclease DIN7 (gene DIN7). The transcript has a single exon. The coding region runs from base 1 to 1950 and encodes 649 amino acids. The record is from RefSeq and is a predicted model, not a curated record. Gene Ontology annotation, biological process: DNA double-strand break processing; mismatch repair; DNA recombination. Gene Ontology annotation, molecular function: 5'-flap endonuclease activity; DNA binding; metal ion binding. Gene Ontology annotation, cellular component: nucleus. Lineage: Eukaryota; Fungi; Ascomycota; Saccharomycetes; Phaffomycetales; Wickerhamomycetaceae.
AUGGGUGUUAAGGGGCUUUUGCCACAGUUGAAGAGCAUCCAGGAGCCUAUGACGCUCGAGAGGUACAGAGGGAAAAGAUUAGCCAUUGAUUCAUAUGCUUGGUUACACAGAAGUUCGUUAUCAUGUGCAUGGGAGUUGGCUCAAGAUUUAGAAACCACAAAAUACAUCUCAUUCUUCAAAAAGAGAAUCAUGAUGCUUAGACAUUUUGAAAUAGAACCAUAUUUUGUGUUUGAUGGGGAUAAUUUCAGUAGUAAAAGUGAUACUGAACUGGAGAGGGAGCAGAAAAGACUAAAAAACAAAGAAAAAGGUUUAGAAUUACUGAGAAAUGGUGAUAAGAAGGGUGCUUUUGAAUUUUUUUCCAAAAGUGUUGAUAUAACGCCAGCCAUGGCAAAAGCUGUUAUUGAAUAUCUCAAAGAAGAAAAAAUUAAGUAUAUUGUUGCACCAUAUGAAGCAGAUCCACAAAUGGUUUACCUUGAAAAAUUAGGGUUGGUUGAUGGGAUUAUCAGUGAAGAUUCAGAUCUUUUGGUCUUUGGUGCCCAACAUCUAUUGACAAAAUUGAAUGAUACUGCACAAUUUGUUGAUAUCCGGAGGGAAAAUUUCAAGAAUUGUAAAGAAGUUCCAAUUGGUCUCAUUGAUGAUUCUCAAUUAAUAAUGGUGGCAUGUUUAAGUGGGUGUGAUUAUACUUCUGGUGUGCCAGGUGUUGGUAUAGUGACUGCUUUUAAAUUAGUCAAGAGAUUAGGUACUAUGGAUAAAUGUUUGAUGAGUUUGAGACUUGAAGGUAAAUCUAAUGUACCACAAGGUUUUCAAUUAGAGUACAAAAAGGCAGAUUUAUCAUUUAGAUUCCAAAGAGUGUUCAAUCCAAUCACGAAUGAAAUAUCAACUUUGAACGAAGUACCUCAAUUGAUGAAAUCAGAUGAAGAAUUGUUACCUGAAUGUAUUGGUCCAUUACAUGAUAAUGAUAUUCACUUCAAAGUCGCAAUGGCUGAGUUAGAUCCAAUAUCUAAAGAUACAUUAUUGAGUAGAGAAGUCUCAAUUAAAUCUCAAUCGUUCAAUGUCAUACAAACUCCUAUCAAACCCGUUCCAGUACAAGAAAGGGUUGCUAAAAGAUCCUACUCAACACCUGUUAUUAAAACCAAUAAUAAAAAAAGUAUUGAUUCAUUCUUCAAGAGUGUACUAACUUCACAAAAGAAAACAAAUACAGAAACCCCCGUGGCCAGAAGCUCAACGGUUCCUUCAAUUACAAAUGAUCAUAGAGUUUUAACACCUAAAUCGUUAUCACCAACUUCCAAAAGAAGAAAGAUGUUUAAUACACCACUGAUAAAUCCAACAGAGAUUCCUUCAUCAAGUAAAUUCUUUUCCUCAAAGAAACCAGCUCUGAUUACUAAAGGUACUACAACCAAUAUAUUAAAUUCACCAGAGUCAUCAAGUCCGGAGCUACAACCUACAAAGGAAAUACCGAUAUUGGGAAACAAUAGUAUUUUGCCUGAUAAUAUUGAUGAAUUAUCUGUUAUAGAGAAACCAAAUACAUCAAAUCUUGAAUUCAAACUGAAAAGCUUAUCAAAUGUUAAUUCAAGUGAUUUCGAGCUGACAGAUCCAGACGAUGACGAUGAAGAGCAAUCUGGAGCAGACAAUAGCAUUGGGAAAAUCAGAGAACAUGAUUUAUUUGGAAAGAAGGAGCAAAUCAAUGAUAAACUUCGGGAAGAGAUACCUUCAAAUACUCAUGUCUCAAAUCAUGCUGAAAUCACUAAAGGACUUUAUAAAAAAUUCGGGUUCAAUAGCUCUUCAAGUUCACAAUUCACCACAUCAGGAAGGGAAAAUAGUUCCAGAUCCAAACCGUUAAAAUCUAUACAACACAAUGGAAAAAUCAGAUCCAAUACAUCAACGCUGAAAACUAAACGAGGCAUUACACGAAAUUUUACAUUAGAUAGUUUUAUUUAUAGAGGUCCAUAA